CCUUGUUCAUCGAAGAAGCACUUUCCCUCGGUGCGGGAAUUUAAAUAUCGCUCCGUCUCUUCAUAACAAAAUAUGGAACCAGUCUUAUGUUCUGGACACAAAAAAGAAUGUUACUUGAAAACCGGAGGGAAACCUGGCCCUAAUUUCAAAAGGAGUUUUUAUGUGUGUAGUGUACGCGAGUCUCGUUGUGACUUUGUUCAACCUGUGAGCAUAACUCCUAGAAACUGUGAUAAACAUCCAUCAGCUAUUGUUGAAUUGCAGGCCAUUUAUCGCAAAGAUAGCGAAAACCGGUGUUACUACCGAUGUAAUCAAAAAAAGGAAGGAACAGACUGGUGCGGUUUUAGGAUGAGAAAAGCUCUGAAGGAAAAUGAGAAACCCAUCAAGAGUAAUAAACAAGCAAACCCAUCAUCCAAGCAUGAAAUUACGAAGGAAUUGGCUAAAGGUGAAAAGAAAGAGCUGCCAUCAUUUUCAUCAUUGAGUAAGUCUGAGCACAAAGCGCCGUUGUUUGGAAAAGAAGACAAGUUGGAAGACAAUAAACCUGUGAAGGAUGGUAAUGAUAGCUUCACGCAAUGGAGGGACAGUCCAGUCAAAGAUACUUCAAGGCAGAAGGAGAAAGCCAGUCUUACAUCUGCUCUUCAAAAACAAAAGGAGCUGUUAUCUCGUGUGCAGUUGUCAGCACUCCCUGACAAAGGUGCUCGUCUCAAAGAAAAUAUUCAACAAUUGGAAAGUAAGAUCCAAAAUAUAGAUCUAAAUAAAGAUGUUUCCAGAACUUCUAAGACACAUACUGAACCUGAAAUCAUCAGAGUCCAUCCACCAAAUGAACCAGGAGGUCAACCCAUACACAAAACAGUGAAUAAGCCAACACAUAGUGAACCCGAAAUCAUCAGAGUCCAUCCACCAAAUGAACCAGGAGGUGAACCCGUACACAAAACAGUAAAAAAGCCAAGCCAGCAAGGAUCAUCGAGUGUAAAGAAUGAAGUUGAUAGUGAUGAUGAUGAACCAUCGUCAGCUUCUGAUUACUCUGAAAAGUUACAAAUACAUAAACAUCACAAUCCUCAAAAUUUAAGACAAGUCAAACUCACUGAAGCUUUUGCUUUACCAAAAGAAUUUCUUGAAGGAAGUUAUUCACAAGCCGGUUGGCAGCCUGCAACACUGUAUGGAGGUCGAAUGACCGUAACACGUCUCGAAGAAGUGAGGAACGCAAUGGAUAAAAUUACUAACUCUUUGCAUGAGCAACUCAAAACUUGUCCAAAAGAAGAUGAAGAAGAGGAAGAUCCUCGAGGUUUGAAGGUCUCUUUGAUGCCUCAUCAGAAACAUGCUUUAGCCUGGUUACUCUGGAGGCAGAAACAGAACCCUUCCGGUGGUAUUUUAGGUAAGAAAAUCAUGUUUGAUUUUGGGUUUAUUUUGCUUAUGUGUCCUGUUGGGGUGCUGGUAUGCCUAAAUGACAGUAUGGUGUGGUUCAAAGAUGAUUUAGCUGCUAUUUUUAGCAGAUUGAGCAAAUAUCUGAAGACUCUCUUCCAACACCGGAUUUCUUCUGUUUCUUUCUUUCACAUAGACAGCAGACGUGUAAUAAAGAGUAAAGCCACCCUGAUCAUCACACCUGCUUCCCUGGUACACCAGUGGGGAAAAGAAGUUGAGGCCAGGUGCAAAAGCGGUUCGUUAGAUGUCCUUAUAUACCAUGGACCAAAACGAGAGAAGAAUGUCAGUGUGAUAACUUCUAAGGAUGUUGUUCUCACUACAUAUAAGGUUGUUAGUUUGGAAAUUGGACGGAAGGAAGACACUGCAAUUGCUGACCGAUCUCUCACUGAAGAAGAAGAGAAUGAGGCAGAAAAUGAGCCAGAAAGUCAAGGUAAAUUGCCGCUGCUGUUGCAAAUACAUUGGAAGAAUGUAAUUCUUGAUGAAGCUCAUGAUAUUCGAAACUAUAAGUCCCUCACUGCAACAUCAGUUACUCGAUUAAAAGCUUCGUCCAGGUGGAUGUUGACAGGUACACCCAUCCAGAAUAAAUUGUUAGAUAUGUAUUCUCUACUCAGAUUCCUACGUUUUAGACCAUUUGAUGAAUAUAAAGUAUGGAAAAAUCAGGUUGAAAGCAACGAGAGAAUGGGUAAAACUCGCUUGAACAUCAUUGUGCAAUCUUUAUUGUUAAGAAGAACCAAAGAUCAGACUGUGAAUGGGAAACCACUGAUUAAAAUGACCAAGAAGAAACUAUUGAGCUACAAGCUGAAGUUGUCACCCAAGGAACAAGAACUGUACAAUAAGAUUUUCAAAAGAAUUCAAUCAGUGGUCCAAGAUUACAUUCGCUCACAUAUGGACAAGGAUUCACUUCUUGCAGAUAACUCUUCAUCCUCUAAGAAUCAUCACCAAAAACAAAGCACUUCUUCUCAAAGUAGAUCCACAACUACAAAGAAACCGACUGGUAAAGAUGUCUUGGUGUUUCUACUCAGAUUAAGACAGUGCUGUUGUCAUCUUAGUUUGUUGAGAGAAUCAAUUGAUAAAGAGAUGACUGAAGAAAUUGGUCUUGACUUGUCUCUGACUGAGCAGCUGAACGACCUAACCUUACAAGAGAAUGAUUUAAAGGGAUAUCUUGAUGAAGAUUGUAAGAAUGAAAACAAAAACCAACAGGAUGUUAAACAGAAACACAGUGAUAUCUUCUGCCUCGAAUCUCAGAGUACAAAAAUCAAAGCACUUAUUGAGAUGCUGCAAGAAAUCUAUAAGAACACAGAAGGCAGUGUCAAAUGUGUUGUUGUAUCACAGUGGACAAAAUUGUUGAUGAUUGUAAAAUACCACAUCACGCAGGCUCAUUUUACGUAUCAUCUCAUUGAUGGGGCCAUUCCUCCAAAGAAACGGUCAGAGAUUGUUGAUGACUUCAACACAAAUCCAAACGGUGCAAAGAUAUUACUUCUGUCAUUGAAAGCUGGUGGUGUUGGUCUGAAUUUGAUCGGCGGCAGACAUUUGUUUUUACUUGACAAUCACUGGAACCCAGCUUUGGAAGAACAAGCCAGCGAUCGUAUCUAUAGAGUUGGUCAAAAACAUGAUGUUGAGAUUCAUCGGUUUGUCUGUCAGGACACAAUUGAGGAGAAAAUUUUAACAUUACAAAAUCAGAAACGUAAAUUGGCCAAAGAUGUAUUGACAACGUCAGGACAAACCAAUAGUCGGUUGCAACUUAAUGACUUGCGAAUGCUGUUUGAGAUUAAAUGAACAGAAGGGAGAAAAAGAAGAAAAAAAGGAAAUUUUUUACUUGCAUGUCCUUUUUGCUAUGGUUUAUGCUUUUGAUAAGAUUAUAUUUUUAUAUUUGUGAAAUAUCCAAAACGACUAGACUCUAAAUUGAAAUGAUCUAGCGUUGUAAGAGUUUUACUUCAUUCCUGUUACUUGUUAAUUAUUAAAUAAUUAUAAUUACAGAGAAGAAAGUAAAUUUCGAAUACAGUAUGGCUGGGAAAACAGCAGAAAGAUUGGCUAUUUUACUCUUAUAAGAUAAGAUAGAAAAGAAGUUGCCAGAAGGUGACUGACAAAUUUUUUUUGUCUUAUCUUAUAAGGGUUGAAGUACCCAGCCUUUCUACUGUUUUCUUAGCUAUACUGCGUUUGAAAUUUACUUUAUUCUUUGUAACAUACCAAACACAUUUGAUGUUUAUAAAAUUAUAAUUAUUAUUGUCAGAAAUUGUGGAACUCUGAAAAGCAUUUAGUUUCUUUGUUGGCAUCUUGAAUUCAAAUUCUGCAGGGAUCAGAUGCAUGGACAUAUUAGACAAUUUAGGCAGUGCAUAUUCAGGAAGAAAUGAUUUUAGUGCUUUAACCUUUUCGCUUUCAAAUUACACCAUCGAAUAUAGUGCCUUUUUAUACAAAAUGUUUUGACUUAACCCUGCAUUAUCUUAUAGCUUUCAGACUUCCAUGAUAUGAUUUUAGAAUGUUAGUGUAGGUUAGUUGUGAAAGAUUAGAUGUGGCCAAUUUGGACUGGAUUUGGCUGGUUUAAAUGCUAAAGGAUUAAAGAUUAUGUGAGACCCAACUUCAUUUAUAGGACCCAGGGUGAUGUUUUAUUUUGAGACAUGCUAAGUUUUCAAAUAUGGCACUACUAAUCAAGUACUGGUGUAUAAUCUUGUACUUAAUUUGUAAGAUAAUUAUUUUUAUUAAAAUUGUUUUUAAUAUUUGUUCAAA
Molecule: messenger RNA, 4143 nt
Organism: Octopus bimaculoides (California two-spot octopus)
Lineage: Eukaryota; Metazoa; Mollusca; Cephalopoda; Octopoda; Octopodidae
Product: transcription termination factor 2
Biological process (GO): DNA repair
Cellular component (GO): nucleus
Molecular function (GO): ATP binding; ATP-dependent activity, acting on DNA; zinc ion binding
Source: RefSeq, a predicted model, not a curated record